Cylas formicarius (sweet potato weevil) is the source of this 787-nucleotide messenger RNA. RefSeq names its product translationally-controlled tumor protein homolog (gene Tctp). NCBI's taxonomy places the organism in Eukaryota, Metazoa, Arthropoda, Insecta, Coleoptera, Brentidae. The transcript has 3 exons. Bases 119 to 637 code for a protein of 172 amino acids. Gene Ontology annotation, molecular function: calcium ion binding. The record is from RefSeq and is a predicted model, not a curated record. Gene Ontology annotation, cellular component: cytoplasm.
AAUUUUUGACACAGGCGACUUAGUGUUGGCAUCCUUGCGAGUUCUUUCACUUGCCCUCUCGGCAGCAGUCAGCUGGUUUGUCUUUUACAGUUAGAAGAAAUCCAAUCAAUCCGCCAAAAUGAGAAUUUAUAAAGACAAAUUCACGGGCGAUGAAAUGUUCUCCGAUACGUACAAAAUCAAAUUAAUAGACGAAGUUAUCUACGAAGUGUACGGUAAAUUAGUGCAACGUAAACAAGGAGACGUCCAGAUAGAGGGUUUCAAUCCGUCUGCGGAAGAUGCUGACGAAGGCACCGAGGAAGCUGUCGAGAGCGGCGUCGACAUUGUGUUAAACCACAGACUGCAAGAAACGUUUGCUUUUCCCGAUAAAAAAUCGUAUACCUUAUACCUUAAGGAUUAUAUGAAAAAGUUAAUUCCCAAAUUGGAAGAGGACGCGCCCGACCAAGUUGAAGUGUUCAAAACGAAUAUCAACAAAGCAAUGAAAGACGUCUUAUCCAGAUUUAAAGACUUGCAAUUUUUCACGGGUGAAUCUAUGGAAAUCGAAGGUCUGGUGGGGCUAAUGGAAUACCGAGAGAUUAACGGAGAAUCGGUGCCGGUUAUGAUGUUUUUCAAGCACGGCUUAGACGAAGAGAAAUUUUAGUCCUAUUAAUUGUACCCUAACUUAUACUCUUUUAUACAAUCAUGAUUUUUUCCCGAAAGACCGGCGUUGAAAUGCUUGUUUUAAAUUCUGUGGUUGAUUUUUGCCGCGCAUAAUGUUUAUACCUGAGUAAAGAAAAAAUGAAACUCGAAA